GUCUCAUUUCAAACUCCUUCAUUGCUCAUUUCCAAUUCUUUUUGUGGUACCUUAUCUUUUUUUCUCCCUCUUUUCUCUUUCUUUACUUUCCUCCAUCGUUCAUAUGAAGAAAUUUCACUUCAUUCAAUACCUUCACUUUUGGAAUGGUUUUAUGGGUCUUAUAUUAACUGGUGUUCUCAUCGGUGUAGCUGCUAAUAUCAAAAAAUAUGUUAAUAGUGGUGCUGAAAUUGCUGGUUUUGGUAACUUUAAUGUAUUUGUAUAUCCAGCCACUUUUGUAUACAUGUUUAUUCCUGCCAUUACAUCAUUCGUCUAUGGUAUUAUUCUUGCUUUAGACCCUAGUCCUCAACAUCCUAUUUGGAUACCUUCAAAAACAUUAUCAAGUUCUAUCGCAUGUGUAGCUGGUGCUCUCCUAUUUGCAAGUAUAUGGCCUGUGAUUCCUGGAGCUGAUGUUAUGACUGCACCGGAUGCAGCCAUUAGUUGUUCAUGGAAGGAUUAUAUGAGUUGGUAUACCAUCUAUGCUGAUCCUGUUGCUUUCCCUUGGGUAACUUCUAUUGAUACUGCCUGUUCUUGCUUUACUGCUUCUGUUGGUCUUUCUUGGAUAGUUACUUUAGGCUGGGCCUGUCAAGCUUUUAUUUACUUACGAAAAUCAAUACUUGGUCACCGUCAAGCACAACCAAAAAUCAAUCAUCGUGCAUCACAACUAUCAGAAAGAAGUAUGAAAACAAUGGAUAUCCUCAACAACAACAAUAAUAGUAGUAAUAAGUACCAAUAUUAAUUAUGCAAAUAAAUUUAUUUGUUUCCACUUUUCCAAUUUGGUUACAAGAUUACAAUUUGAAUAUCAG
This is a messenger RNA of Halteromyces radiatus, 842 nucleotides long. RefSeq lists its product as uncharacterized. Bases 104 to 775 code for a protein of 223 amino acids. The record is from RefSeq and is a predicted model, not a curated record. The transcript has 2 exons. Lineage: Eukaryota; Fungi; Mucoromycota; Mucoromycetes; Mucorales; Cunninghamellaceae.